ACGUUUCAAUUGACUCAAUGUCAACAAUUAUUUUAAAAGAUACCAUAUUUUAAUACUUACAAAACUAAUCAUAAAAAGAAAACAUCCCAAUUAUUAACCACCUUUAUUAUUAACCAUCAAUUAAUUCAUUCAAAUUAAAUUUCCCCCCAAUUAAAUAAACAUAAACGAAAUCAAUCGAAACGCACAAAGUUGAGGUUAUGUUAAAAUUUACUAUUAAAGGUUAUGUAUUACUAAAAACUUUCUCAGAUUUAAAUAAAAAAACGUCCAAAUAGCACAAUCGUAACGUUUAAAUAUGUGAUAAAACAUCAAUAAUAACCAUUAUGGUCAAAUUCGAGCCAAAAAACAGUGAGUACAGGACUAUAUCUAUAUUGGGGCACUGUUGCAAUGAUAUCGGGGUUGUACACUUGGCUCAACAUUCGCCCUCGGGGCAAAUGGUUGCUGUUAAACGGUUUAAUAUGGACAAAGCUAAAGAAGAAAGUGCAUUAAUUGAAUAUGAAAUCAUAUUAACUAAACAACUAAGACACAGUAAUAUACUUAAAUAUCUUGUUUCGUACGUUUGGGGUUCUGAUGUGUGCGUAGUUAGCCCUCUGAUGGGAUACGGAUCGUGCAGAGAUUUAUUAAAUAAUCACUUUGCUGAUGGUCUCCCAGAAAACGCAAUAGCUUUGAUUUUACGGGACGUUUUGGAUGGGGUCGAUUACAUACACAAAAAAGGGCUUAUUCAUAGAGCAAUAAGAGCAAGUCAUGUGUUAAUAUCAGAUAAAGGGCACGCUUGUAUCACCGGAUUUAGAUAUGCUUGCGGAAUCGUCAGUAAUGGAAAAUGGCAACAAAAAAUCCAUUCAUAUCCGAGCAGCACAGUUAGAAAUUUGAAUUGGUUAAGCCCCGAGGUGUUACAACAAAACUUAAGAGGUUACAACGAGCGAUCGGAUAUUUACAGCGUUGGCGUUUUAAUUUGUGAGUUAGCAAACGGGGCGGAACCUUACGCUGAUAUGUCUACUACUGUUAUGUUAACUGAAAAAGUUAGAGGAUCGAUUCCCCAAUUAUUAGAUUGUUCUACGAUACAUCUUGAUGAUCAUAAUAUACAGGGAGAUUCAGCAGUGAUGACAAUUUUAAGUCGUCAGGCGAAGAGAAAAUUCAACGAAGGUUUGCAUGAAAUAACUUUACUUUGUAUGCAAUAUGAAGAAAUGGACAGACCGACUGCCGCUCAACUUUUAACGCAUCCUUAUUUGAAAUUCAAUAGAAAACACGCUCAUUUAACUGAAUAUCUUGCACCGGUUAUUCCAUUAAGUGAUAAGGUGGCUUAUAAUAAAGAUGAAUUGGAUACUAUUGAAAGUGUUAGAAAAAUGUCUGAUUUAGAAUUGUAUAGUUGCGACUGGGAUUUUUGAUAAAAGAAUUGGGUAUUUUAAGAGAGUGAUCAAAAAAAAGCUUUAUAAAUAGCGUAUAAAAAUUGUCUAUUGAUUAGUUUACAAGUUUAAUGAAUAAAAAAAAUAUUAAAAAUUAAUAAUUAAAAA
Molecule: messenger RNA, 1508 nt
Organism: Onthophagus taurus
Lineage: Eukaryota; Metazoa; Arthropoda; Insecta; Coleoptera; Scarabaeidae
Gene: Stlk
Product: Ste20-like kinase
Biological process (GO): protein export from nucleus; activation of protein kinase activity; protein phosphorylation
Cellular component (GO): serine/threonine protein kinase complex
Molecular function (GO): ATP binding; protein serine/threonine kinase activator activity; protein kinase activity
Source: RefSeq, a predicted model, not a curated record